Alternaria burnsii is the source of this 936-nucleotide messenger RNA. RefSeq lists its product as uncharacterized. The record is from RefSeq and is a predicted model, not a curated record. NCBI's taxonomy places the organism in Eukaryota, Fungi, Ascomycota, Dothideomycetes, Pleosporales, Pleosporaceae. The transcript has a single exon. The coding region runs from base 1 to 936 and encodes 311 amino acids.
AUGCGUCUUCUGCAGCGCAAGGACGGCGGUAACUACAGCCUAACGGAGUUUGUGGGUGAUACCAUCCCAGAUUAUGCCAUCUUAUCUCACACCUGGGGCCCAGACCAGGAAGAGGUCACCUUUGCAGAUCUAGAGCAAGAUGCAGGCACGACCAAGACCGGCUACCGGAAACUUCAAUUCUGCGCAGACCAGGCUGCUAAGGACGGCCUCUGCUACUUUUGGGUCGACACUUGCUGCAUCGAUAAGUCGAGCAGCGCAGAGCUGACUGAGGCUAUUAACUCCAUGUUUGCCUGGUAUCGCGACGCUACCCGAUGCUACGUGUACUUAUCCGACGUUCCGACCAGCAGCCUCAACAGUAGCCUCACCAGCAGCACGCCUGCCCAACAACACUGGAACCUUGCGUUCCAGCAGAGCAAAUGGUUCACACGAGGCUGGACGCUUCAGGAGCUAGUCGCCCCAGUGUCAGUUGAGUUCUUUUCGGCUGAGGGCGAGCGGCUCGGCAACAAAUACUCGCUGGUGCAGGAACUUCACAGUGUUACUGGGAUCAGCGUUGAGGCUCUCCAGGGAAGCCGCCGUCUAGAUCAACUCAGCGUUGACGAACGCAUGUCUUGGAUAGGGCAACGCAAGACAAAGCGCGAAGAGGAUGCAGCGUACUCACUGCUGGGCAUCUUCGACGUGCAUAUGCCGCUCAUAUAUGGAGAAGGUCGGAGGAAGGCGUUUGCCCGGUUGCAAAGGGAGAUCCACAGAGCUUCUAGUGAUGCGCAUUCUUCUCCAUCUCAUAACGAUAUGUCGCAAAGCCAUGGCCACGUUACACAUGCCUACAAUGGACCUGUAUUUUACGGACCUAUAUCGGGUCGCUAUGUAGUACCAGGAACACACGUUACAGGGGGUACAGUCAACUUUGACUUCAGAGAAGGGCGCGACGUUAGUCAGUAG